This is a messenger RNA of Marasmius oreades (fairy-ring Marasmius), 2107 nucleotides long. RefSeq lists its product as uncharacterized. Bases 53 to 1918 code for a protein of 621 amino acids. The record is from RefSeq and is a predicted model, not a curated record. The transcript has 4 exons. NCBI's taxonomy places the organism in Eukaryota, Fungi, Basidiomycota, Agaricomycetes, Agaricales, Marasmiaceae.
UGCUUAACGUUGGGGCCCAAGAUUUCUCUUCCACACCACUCAAUUCUCCAGUAUGGCACAGCCCGCCGAACCAGAGGUCACAGUCUACUAUGUUGCAACGAAGGGGUUUCCGACGAAAAAGAACAUCUUAGAUCUUGAAAUACUCGGAGGCACUUUCAAAAUAUCCCGUGAAGACGGAAUGAAAGACUUAGAACAAAGGUUUCUUGACUCGAAACGAUGUCCUAUUCCAGGAGGAACGAUUUCCAGUAUCUUCAAGCCUCUUCAUUCUCUCGACGUUGAGCCCGUUCAUCUUCAAGAAGCCCUUGAACGGUCCACAAGACUCACCGACUUUGCCAAACCGCUCCCUCUGAGACGUUCUGUUAGGGACGCGGAAACUCUUCAAGUUCAAGAUGACACUACAGAGGUGUCUUUUACUGUGAUUCUUUUUGUAAUUCCGCCAGACAAGCCAAACGUUAGACCUGCCACUCCACAAGAGGAUGCCGAAGAACUAGAUAUUGUAGCUGAGCUCGACAGAGAUACCCAACGAUUUAUUAAACUCAUACGUGAUGGACCUACACCUUCCGCCUCUGCGAAAUCCAUCAACUACCACUCCAUCCAAGCUACCGAUGGACAAGCUCUUGUCGACGGACGGUUUAGCGGGAAAAAAUACAUCCCAACGACAGGCCUCCCCAUCGAACUUAUGCACCCAACAUUCUCUCGAUUCCUUCACAACGCCGCCAAAUCAGACCCUCCCGAGGACAUUGUCCGUAUGACAGCGGAACUCAUGCGAACUUGCUCUCAGAUCCAGGUCAGGGAAUCCCCCAGAGACAAGCAAUCGUCCGAAGUAUUGGGCAAGAUCCUCCAUUUCCCCUUGGAAAAAGUCAACAGCGGUGAUGGAUCUACCCCCGACUUCUCGAUACUAGAGCCAUCGUUCGAGAGCAUUUCUGCUUUACCGGGAUGCGGAGAAAUUAAGCCUGAACUAGGACACGGUGGCGAUCCUACUGUUCAGGGUGGGUUCUCUUAUGCCCGGUUCAUUUGCCAGGAGAAGCACGAGCCCCUUCUCAAUAUCUCGUGCUGCCCAACGUACAUGGUGGCCUUAGCAGGACCAUGGCUAUGUGUCGUUGGAGCCGUGACCACCUCCCGAACGAUCGUCCAGCGGCUGACGCCUUACGAGUGGCUAGCCGUUAGUCGGGCGAUGGACGAUGCGCAAGUCCUCCGCGUUGCACGUAUCCUUUAUGCCCUUCGAGUUGCCAUUCAUGAAGACCUCAGGAACUACUACAAGGAUCUCAAGCCUCCCACAGUCCUGGAAGGACACGUCCAUCCCCGCCAUUGUCCCUUCAUCUCUUCCUUCGAACUAGUCGAGGACGAACAGCAGGCGAGGCCAGUCGAGUUUGAUUAUGUGAAGCCGCUCGAACGUGGACACACAUGCGCCGCUUUCCUUGUCAGGAGAAGAGAUGUGAACGAAUUAGCUGUCGUCAAAUUUGUUCGUCGAUACGGCGCGGAUGCGCAUCGUCUCAUGGCUGACGAAGGUCUUGCACCGGCUUUGAUUCACUACGGCCCUCUUGGUGACCCUCAUGCCCCGGACUUACACAUCGUGGUCAUGGAACAUGUUGUUGGACGGACGCUUUACGAUCUGUACGGAGACGGGGAUCUCCCUGGUGGCGUCAAAUCCGCCAUCCAGGAUGCUCUCAAGAAACUCAACCAUGGCGGAUUUAUCUUCCCCGACCUACGCAGGCCAAACGUGAUGGUGACCACUGGCGGAGAUGAUGGCAACGUGGAAGGUUAUUUGCGUUUCGUUGAUUUUGACUGGGUUUGCCAGAAGGAUGAGGGGAUGAGGUACCCGUGUCAUCUUUCCGAGGAGCUUCGUAGGUGCUCAGGAGCAAAGGACUAUGAUGUUAUUACUCUUCAACAUCAGGAGAGGAUGUUCAGAGAGCUUUGAUUCCGCCGUGUACUAUCGCAUGUGAUGUUCAUUUUCUUUGUUUUGAAGUUGUGGUCUGUUCGCAUUCGUUACCAGCACUGUACUUUGUUUCUGUAAUACAUGGACUAAUAGUCAUCGUACCAAUCAUCAUUAAUCAUUGGCAAUGUUCUGUGACCAUCUGGAUCUGUAAUCAUACCAUGGACUCUCAAA